Messenger RNA from Lotus japonicus, 2041 nucleotides. RefSeq names its product aspartic proteinase-like protein 1. NCBI's taxonomy places the organism in Eukaryota, Viridiplantae, Streptophyta, Magnoliopsida, Fabales, Fabaceae. Gene Ontology annotation, biological process: proteolysis. The transcript is spliced from 10 exons. Gene Ontology annotation, molecular function: aspartic-type endopeptidase activity. The coding region runs from base 548 to 1810 and encodes 420 amino acids. The record is from RefSeq and is a predicted model, not a curated record.
AGUGUGUUUUAUCCGGUCACAGUCACACAGUCUCACAGAGACACAGGAAUGAAUGAGCACACUGCGCACCCACUCUCAAUCCUCUCACAUUCCUCCAACCUCCUCACUUAUACCACCGUUAAUCUCAGCAUUUGCUUUCACUAAUCACCCCCUAAUCGCUGCUUAAUCACUCACCUUUCUGCUGCUAGAUCUCGAUCUCCGAUGUGGUUGUUGCUGCUCCUCCUGUGCUUGUUCUCGCCGCCGCUGGCUCACGCAAUGCCGGUUCGAACCACCUUCUCCGCCAGGCUGGUUCACCGAUUCUCCGAAGAAUUGAAGCCGGUUCGUGCUCCCACCGGUUCCUGGCCGGACCGGAAGAGCUUCGGCUACUACAAGAUGCUUCUCAGCAACGAUUAUCUCCGCCACAAGAUCCGCCUCGGCGGCGCGCGCCACCAGCUCCUCUUCCCUUCUCACGGUAGCAAAACGAUGUCGCUUGGUAACGACUUUGGCUGGUUAUAUUACACGUGGAUUGAUAUAGGAACACCGAGCAUUUCGUUUCUUGUAGCGUUGGAUGCAGGGAGUGAUCUCCUUUGGGUUCCGUGUGAUUGCAUACAGUGUGCUCCUUUGUCUUCAAGUUACUAUUCCAAUCUGGUGCUCCCUGAUAUAUGGGGCAUCUAUUAUGCAGGAUAAAGAUCUGAAUGAGUUUAGUCCGUCUCGUUCGUUAUCUAGCAAGCAUCUAACUUGCAGCCAUCGGUUAUGUGAUGUGGGUUCAAAUUGUAAGAGUUCCAAGCAGCAGUGUCCCUACACGGUCAAUUACUUAUCAGAGGAUACAUCAAGUUCUGGAUUGUUAGUUGAGGACAUACUGCAUCUUCAAUCAGGGGAUGACGGCGUAUCAAACUCUUCUGUCCAGGCUUCAAUUGUUAUUGGGUGUGGUAUGAAGCAAAGUGGUGGUUAUUUGGAUGGGGUUGCUCCAGAUGGUGUCAUGGGUUUGGGACCUGGGGAAAGUUCAGUUCCAAGUUUUUUGGCCAAAUCAGGAUUAAUCAAGGAUUCUUUUUCCUUUUGCUUUAAUGAAGAUGAUUCUGGUAGACUAUUCUUUGGAGACAAGGGAACUAACACCCAACAGUCUACUUCAUUCUUGCCAUUGGAUGGAACAUUUUCAACCUACAUCAUUGGAGUGGAGGCAUGUUGUAUUGGGAAUUCAUGUCUUAAAAUGACAAGUUUUAAGGCUCAGGUUGAUAGUGGAACGUCAUUUACAUUUCUUCCCGGUCAUGCAUAUGGAGCAAUAACGGAGGAGUUCGAUAAACAAGUAAAUGCUUCGAGAUCUAGCUUUGAAGGAUCUCCUUGGGAGUAUUGUUAUCCAUCCAGUUCGGAACAGUUGCCAAAGGUUCCCAGCUUAACACUCAUGUUCCAACAGAAUAACAGUUUUGUGGUCUAUAAUCCUGUGUUCACAUUCUAUGACAAUCAGGGAGUUGUUGGAUUUUGCUUAGCCAUACAGCCAACCGAAGGGGAUAUGGGAACAAUUGGACAGAACUUCAUGACGGGAUACCGAUUGGUUUUUGAUAGGGAAAACAAAAAUCUAGCAUGGUCACCCUCAAAUUGUCAGGAUCUCAGUCUAGGUAAGAGGAUGCCCCUCUCUCCUCCAAACAAGACAUCAUCAGCCCCAUUGCCAACAGAUGAGCAGCAAAGAACCAAUGGACAUGCGGUUGCUCCAGCUAUUGCUGGAAGAGCUUCUCCCAAACCCUCAGCUGCUCCAUCUCGGAUCAUUUCAUGCCAGCUACAUUAUUGGCACAGCUACUGGUUUCUUCUAUUUCAACUUUUGUCAGCCUUCUACUGAGAUCCCUGCAUUCCCAUGUAUUUCUUGUAGCCUAUGAUAGCAUUACAUGUAUAUGUAAAUCUUCCUCCAUUUUGUCUCUCUAGCCUUGUAAUUAUUUCAGAGCUUAUAAAACCCAAUGCUGUUAUUUUUUAACUUGUCAGCAUUAUAUUCCUAGCCCUUGCUAUGAACCAUUUUUCUAUAAGAUCCUGCACUUUGUCAAGUGAGGUUAUGUAAAUUAAUUUGUUUGGUGUU